Molecule: messenger RNA, 1608 nt
Organism: Phlebotomus argentipes
Lineage: Eukaryota; Metazoa; Arthropoda; Insecta; Diptera; Psychodidae
Gene: Alg3
Product: lethal(2)neighbour of tid protein
Exons: 2
Coding region: 69-1526 (485 amino acids)
Cellular component (GO): endoplasmic reticulum
Molecular function (GO): dol-P-Man:Man(5)GlcNAc(2)-PP-Dol alpha-1,3-mannosyltransferase activity
Source: RefSeq, a predicted model, not a curated record
CGUUCGCCGGAUAAACACACAAUGUGGCAUUUGUGAGGGCAGAAAAGCGCCCCAAAACCCCGGAAAUAAUGGGAAAACUCAAGCAAUCUCACCACCAGGGCGCCAAAGCAGGCAAUGUGACCCAAUUUCUGCGGAAAUAUGUGUCAAUUACCUUUGCAAAGUCCCUGCUUUUCGACCCUUCCUGGCUGCCGGUCGUUUCCUGGGCCAUUCUGCUGGCGGAGCUCCUGCUGAACGCGCUGGUGGUGCUGCGAGUGUCCUACACGGAGAUCGACUGGCUGGCGUACAUGCAGGAGUGCGAGGGAUUCCUCAACGGCACGCUGAAUUACGCCAUGCUUCGCGGUGACACAGGUCCUUUGGUAUAUCCCGCGGGCUUCCUCUACAUCUACAGCCUGCUGUACUUCCUCACCGGCUUCGGGAGGAAUAUUCGCCUGGCACAGUUCAUCUUCAUCGGCAUCUACUUGCUGCAGAUGUUCCUGGUGCUGAGACUCUACUCAAAGUCCCGGAAAGUGCCUCCAUACGUCCUCCUCAUCACUACCUUCACGUCCUACAGGAUCCACUCGAUCUACGUCCUGCGCCUGUUCAACGAUCCUGUGGCCAUUCUCUUCCUCUACACCGCCCUCAAUUGCUUCCUGGACGCCAAGUGGACUCUGGGCAGCGUCUUCCUCAGCCUCGGCGUGUCCGUGAAGAUGAACGUCCUCUUGUUCGCACCGGCAAUCCUCCUUCUCUACAUCACAAAUCUCGGAUAUGUGAAAACAGUUGUGCAAUUGGCGAUUUGCGCUGCGAUUCAACUCAUCCUCGGAGCGCCAUUCCUCCUGACUUAUCCAGUCGAGUACAUCAAGGGCAGCUUUGACCUGGGACGUGUCUUUGAGCACAAAUGGACAGUGAACUAUCGCUUCCUGCCCGAAGAGAUCUUCGUCAAUCGAUACUUUCACGUGGCAUUGCUUCUGGGCCACAUAAUCUUCCUGCUCAUCAUUGCUCGGCCGUCCUUCCGCUUCCUGCAGAACUACUGUCGUCUGCGUCAACUCCAGGCACAGCUUCAGCCACAGAUCGACGCCAAGAAUGCCGAAGUGGAGGCGCAGAAGCGCGAGAAGCGUCGCAAGAGGAAGAAUGUCCAGGAGGAGGAAGAGAAGCUGACGCCGGAUCAGGAGAAAUUCCUCAACUCCUUCGAGAAGGGGCUGAAGAUGAACUCAAGCGCACCACCUGUGGAGGAGAAGGAGGAGGAGAAGUACUCCAUCCACUUCGACAAGUGCUCUCAGCUCGCUCUGCUACCAAUCUUCCUCUGCAACUUCAUCGGCAUGGUUUUCUCGCGGAGCCUUCACUACCAGUUCUAUAUCUGGUACUUCCACACGCUGCCUCACCUAGUCUGGAGCACGGACUUCCGCACGAGCGUCAAGUUCCUGCUGCUGGCGCUCAUCGAGCUCACGUGGAACACUUAUCCAAGCACGAACUUCUCCAGUCUUCUGCUUCACGUGUGUCACGUGGCGAUUCUGGGUGGGAUUUGCCGGAAGAUGCUUAAGUCUCAAUGACCAAUAAACUCUCACAGAUCAAAGUCCUCCGUCUCUUCCUCCAGCCUCACCGGCUGCACAGUUGCUUUUUUGGCGCGCUUCG